AUGACAACUGAAGUCGAUUCCUCUAAGAUGCUGAAUGGUAAAAGCUUUGCCAAUUCAGGUUCCUCCAGUGAACCACUACAGAAUGAUACCACCGAUACACAUUCGCCCAUACUCAACGGUAAAAUGAGUCAAGGCGCAACACAGGAGAAUCCUCAAUUGAAGAGUCCGAUCCCAUCCACUACAAACGUCACAUACACCGCAGAUGAUGAUAUAAUACAGAACCAGGGACUUGUACCGCCCCCCAUCCCACAUGUCGAGACCAACCAAGUUUCACUGGCCUUGAUAGUGAGGAAUCUAACCAUCUUCACGAUAAAGGAGAUCUCACAAUAUAUGAAGACAAACAUUCAUGUUAAUCCAUCUGAAGGUUCUUCCACCAAGAAGCUAGCUUUUCUUAAAUUGAUUAUUUUUUUGAGGAACCAGUUUUUGAAACUUUAUGUUCUGAUUAAAUGGUGCAAAACUAUUAAAAAUAACAAUUUCCAUGUCAUGAUUGAUCUUUUAAAUUGGUUUAGAACGACCACUAUGGCUGUGAAUGGAUGUAUAUGGGCACUUAGGGGAAACUUGACCUCUAUGACGAACGCAAAGUUACCUAACGUGGAUUUAGUUAGUGCAUUGGAAGUGUUAAGUCUUGGAAGAACUAAUUUACCAUCGCAUAAUUUUAAACUAAGUGCUGAAAUGGAUCCGCUGGUUAAGAUUCCACCUGAUUUGAUAUUGAAAAAAUUGAAAGAUCUAAAUUUAAUGGUAUCCAUUAAAGUUGCCAUGAUGGACCUUCCAAGGCAGUUUCAUAAUUAUUACAUUGCUAAUGGGAGAAUAUAUAUAAAAGUGGAAAAUGAAUUUGAAAUCCAACUUUCAACUAUUGAUCGUCAUUCGCCCUUAUUCUUUGUGGAUGUUAAUCUGUUGUUAUCAUUUAAUGAAAAGGAAAUUAUUUUACCAUUAAAUAAACAACGUCUGGAAAAAUUGAUUAAUGAAAUCCUUUUCAAGAGUAAUAAACCUCUUUUCGCCCUAUACGAUUUUCUUCAUAAAUAUGUUAUCACAUUGCAAUUGUAUUCAUUGCAUUUGGAGUUAAUUACCCUUGAAACUAAUGGGAAAUUUUCAGGUGGAAAUUUAGUUCAUUCAUAUGAUCCCAAAAAAUGCAUAAUUUCUAUUAGAUAUUGGUUAAACAGUAAGAUGGGUAAUAAGGGGAAAAUAAUGAUUGGUAUUGGUCGAGAGAGUGAGAAUUUAAUAUUAAAAUGGGAUAAUAAAAAUGCAAUAAAUAAUAAGAGAAUGACUACCGUUUACAAUAAUAUAGUCACCAACUUGGAAGCCAUAUUCGAUGAAAUUAUGUUUAAUCAUUGCCAAUUGAUUAGAUCUGAUCUUUUAUCAAAAGGUGUCUUUCAGGAGGAUGAAGAAGACCAAGAUGUUUUGCUUUUCGAAAUUCCUACAACUUGCCUUACGAUGGCGGCAGUGCAAUUGAAAAUUGAUUUAAUAAAUGGUAUCUUUUAUUUUAAGAACCCAACACCUCUUUUGUCUACUUAUGUGCAACAAAUUAAUAGGGCAGACUCCAUAGAGGAUCUGACCAGAGUUCUUCAAAAAUUAAAACUGGAUAAGAUUAUAUCAAUUCUUCGCAACAUGUUUGAAAAGACGGGAUGGGUUUGUAGUAAGGUGAUUAGACUGGAGAAGCGAAUAAAGACAACACUGAAUGACAUUGAUUCUAAGUCAUUAUUACAACAAGACUUAUUCAUAUGCUUGCCCAAUUGGCCUGUUAAUUGGUACUUAAUUCUAUCUGUAAUUUCAUCCAAAUCGUCAUGCAUGGUAGAAAAGAGAAUUGGUAAAGUAGUUUCUCUGAAGGGUAAAUGGGAAUUAACAUAUUUGGAUAACACCAAUACAUCUACUGCUAAAUUGGAAACUAUCACAUAUCAAAAAGUAGUUUCCUUACAGAAGAGCAUUUUGCAUAGAAUUGUUAACCAUAUGCUAAUUGAUUCAUUAAAUCAAUUAAAAAUCCGUAAUAGAAUUUGUCCAAGCGAUUCCUCGAAUUCAUUGCUUCCAGAGUGUAUCAUAAACGAUUCUACAAAUAUGCCAACCAAAGAUUCUCCAACUUCCGCCACAAAACAAGAAUCAGAGGGGACAACUUUAUCAGAGGCAGACACUGCUGCAUUAGUUGGAGAUCCUGGUGAUGCACAAGUAAAUACAGGAGGGGAAUGUACGUCUGUAAUAGCAUUAGAAUUGGAGUCAUUCUUGGAAGGUUCCAAGGCAUUAAGCAGUAUACUUGAAAGUUCCAUGUUUUUAAGAAUUGAUUACACUCAUUCCGAGAUCAGGUUAUAUGGAAGAUUUAAAAGAAACACAAUGUUGAUCCAAUGUAAAUGCGAUGAUUUAUUAAUUCAUUUUAUCCCAGAUGGAUCCUUGACAUUUUUCUUUAGUGAGAAUUUUACCACAUUAAGUCUUAUUGUCCAAUAUUUGACUUCAUUCAGACAAAAAUUAAUGCAGUUAGUUGUUCUUACAGACGUGGUAGAAAGACUACAUAAGAAUUUUGCUUCUGAAUAUUUCAAAAUUGUCUCACUAAAGGUCAAUGAAAUUUCAUUUAAGUAUUUGAAGAAUAGCCAAGAUGAACAAGAUUGUAUUAUUAAUAUUAUUACUAAAAAGCAAAUGGUGAAGAAUUUAACGGUUCAAUUGGCAGCAUCCAAUCCACAACAUAUUAUACAACCAUUCAUUGAUUCUGGCCGUUUAGAUUAUCAUUUCAUUUUCAAUUACUUGCAGUUUACAUCCACAUUGUUUGCUACAUUAAAGCAUAUACUUACCGAGAGUAAUCCUAAUAAGAAUGAAGAUGGUUCAAUUAGGUACACUACAGUCAACUUAGGACUUCACAAUCUAAAUGAAUAUCAAUUGGUUUAUUGCAAUCGUGAAGCUGGAACUAAAAUUACCCUUUACAUUGAAUUAAAGAAUGUAACCCACAAUACGGGGAAGAGCUUACAAUUUUACAUUCAUUUCUCCAAAGAUGAGCAUAUUACCACCAAAUCAAGAGCAUACCCAAUGGUUCAUCAAGUCUGCAACCAAGUCUUUAUGCUUGAUCCUAAAUUGAUCAGCAUGGAUAAGAGUAAUUCAGAUAUGAAGAACGAGUGCAAAUACCCUGAUGCCAUCAAAUUAGUUAAUGGUAUUUCCUGUAACUCUGAAGACAUCGAGCCUAUAUUAAUGGAUAUUCAUGACAUUUUGAAAGUAGAUAGCAAUGUGGGGAAUAAUGACAAUGGCUCUGAGUUGUUGCCAACUCUUUGA
Molecule: messenger RNA, 3243 nt
Organism: Naumovozyma castellii
Lineage: Eukaryota; Fungi; Ascomycota; Saccharomycetes; Saccharomycetales; Saccharomycetaceae
Gene: RGR1
Product: Rgr1p
Exons: 1
Coding region: 1-3243 (1080 amino acids)
Source: RefSeq, a predicted model, not a curated record